CCGAUCUGUUCGGCACAGUUCGGCAUAGAUUAGUGGCUCGUCCUCACCCAAUCGACAUUGCAAGCUGGUGUGUUCACAGUAGGUUGGGAUUAAACAGUCCUUCUACUGAAGAUUCUUUUUUCUCUUUCGAGAAUCCCUUCCUUGUCUUUGUGUUACCGUUUUGAGGAUUACUGGUGUGGUCAAAAUCGCACAGCAGCGCAUAUUUUCGUACGACUGGCCAUUCCCCGAUUGACACCUACCUGUGUAUUACCAGUUUCCAGCCAACCGGAUUCGUCUCGACUUGAGUCUUGGAACAGUCAAGAUGCCGUUCCCGCCCUCGCAACCAGAGGAUUCGCACGACAUCAGACCCAUCAUCUCCAAGAAACAUGAGAUUGUCCUCUUCAGCAGCACAGCCAUCGCGCUGUACGGCUAUGACCAAGGCAUGAUGUCGCUCGUCAACACGAACCGGUCCUACUUGCGCACCAUGCAGAUCGCUGAGACGUCGCCCAUGGUCGGCAUUAUUGUCUCCAUCUACUACCUGGGCUGCACCGUUGGAGCCGUCGUGGCCUCGUUUUGGGCCGACAAAAAAGGCCGUAAACCUUCCAUCUUUGCCUGUCUAGCUACAUGCAUGGUUGGCAAUAUCCUGAUGUUUGUUGCUGGACUCUCGACCAAUGGCUCCGAUACAUGGGGUGGCGCAGCAUUGGCUUUCAUGCUGGCUGGGCGCGUCAUUCUAGGUCUUGGGGUUGGGGGUAUCGAUGCCGUCAUUCCCAUCUACAGCUCGGAGCUAUCCAAAGACGAGGCGCGUGGUCGUGCACUAGCGCAAGAGUUCCAGAUGAACAUCUUUGGCUUGCUCAUGGCCUUUGCCAUCAACCUCGGUGUCACUAUUGCCCUCGGAAAAGACAAUCAGUGGGCCUGGCGCAUCCCCAUUGUGGUUAUGCAGAUCUUCCCCAUUUUACUCAUAUCCAUCAUGGGACGGCUUCCUGAGACGCCGCGCUGGCUUAUCAGAAAGGAGAGGAAAAGAGACGCAAGGAAGGCACUUGUGGCGUUGCAUGGCGAGAGUAAGGCUGAGGAUAUGCUGGAUGAGUUGCACAGAGCACAGGAGGAAGAGAGCGACGAGAAGAUCAGAUACAUGGACAUGUUGGUGCCAGGAGGGAGCCAGUUCCAUCCCAGCAUGGUCACCGUCAUGGGCCAGAUCAACCAGGCUUUGACGGGCUAUGGCGCUGUAUCUGUCUACGGACCGCAAAUUUUCGAGCUUCUCGGGUUUGGCGUGCGCGAGGCCGAAUACGUGACGCUGGGCAACUACAUCAGCUACUUUUUCAUGAUGACGGUGGCCUGGAUGUCGAUCGACGUCCUCGGCAGAAGGAAACUCAUGGUCUGGGGGUCUCUUGGAUUGGCAUCCUGCUUUGCGCUUCUGACCGUUUUUGGCGGACUGUCACUGGAUGUGCGCCGUGCGCCCGUACUGGUCGUCGAGAUCCUCGGGUCUGUCACGCUCUUCGUGGCCACAGCUAUCUUUGGUAUCUGCUGGCUCGCCACCGUCUGGUUGAUCCCGACUGAGAUCUACCCUUCUGGCGCGCGAGCACAGGGAAGCGCCAUCAGCGUCAUCAUCUGGGGCCUCGCCAAUUUCACCAUCACGCUCUUGACUCCCAUUGGAUUCAAUAACCUUAAAUACUGGCUCUUUCUCGUAUUUGCUGUUACUAACACCUUUGCUGGCUGGUGGACCUGGAGGUACUCGCCUGAAACAGGCGGCAGAAGCUUUGAAGAGAACCAAGAAUUCUUUCUGUCGGCUCAGGAUGAUAAGAGCUGGGUUGUGAAAAAAGUUGACGCCGGCAAAUUCUUGCGCAUGCCGCGCGAGGAGGAUGGCGAAGGGGGGAAAGCAACGUCGGAUGAGAAUGCUCCACUAUUAGCGUCAAACAGUUAGUCAACGAGUCAACGAGUCAGUCGGUCGAGUUCCCGAGCUGAGGUCAUGCACAGUCAUAUAAGGACGAUGCAUAAGAAUGUAUACAUAGCAAGUGCUGAAACAUCAGUUGACCCAGAGCCAACGGUCUAGAAUAAAGUUAUAAAUAGUUG
Molecule: messenger RNA, 2046 nt
Organism: Pseudomassariella vexata
Lineage: Eukaryota; Fungi; Ascomycota; Sordariomycetes; Amphisphaeriales; Pseudomassariaceae
Product: general substrate transporter
Exons: 1
Coding region: 302-1897 (531 amino acids)
Biological process (GO): transmembrane transport; carbohydrate transport
Cellular component (GO): membrane
Molecular function (GO): carbohydrate:proton symporter activity
Source: RefSeq, a predicted model, not a curated record